Messenger RNA from Orbicella faveolata, 1984 nucleotides. Its product is annotated as cyclin-C-like. Gene Ontology annotation, biological process: regulation of transcription by RNA polymerase II. NCBI's taxonomy places the organism in Eukaryota, Metazoa, Cnidaria, Anthozoa, Scleractinia, Merulinidae. The record is from RefSeq and is a predicted model, not a curated record. Gene Ontology annotation, molecular function: cyclin-dependent protein serine/threonine kinase regulator activity.
UCCAAAAUGGCGGCGAACUUUUGGCUUUCUUCUCACUGCAAUCAAUGGCUCCUUGACCGUGAAGAAAUUCAACUUGAAAGACAGCGUGACUACCAAUACCUGAAGGAAGAGGACUACAAAAAAAUCCACAUUUUUUUCAUCAACUUCAUCCAAGCUUUAGGCGAACAUUUGAAGCUGCGACAGCAAGUCAUUGCCACAGCUACGCUCUAUUACAAAAGAUUUUAUGCGAGGAAUUCUUUGAAGAGUAUAGAUUCGCUCCUUAUGGCUCCGACAUGCACUUAUUUAGCCCAUAAGACAGAGGAGUGCGGUGUGAUAUCCAACAAUCGCUUCACUGCAGCUUGUAAUACUGUUGUAAAAAACAAGUUCUCUUUUGCUUUUCCCGGCGAGCAGUUUCCCUACAGAAUGUCUCAAGUUCUGGAAUGUGAAUUCUUCUUAUUAGAGAUGAUGGACUGUUGUUUGAUUGUAUACCAUCCUUAUCGACCUCUCACACAGUAUGUUGCCGACCUUGGAAUGGAAGAUGCCAUUCUACCAAUUGCUUGGCGUAUCUUGAAUGACAGUUUGCGAACUGAUGUCUCUCUCAUCUACCCUCCUUACCAGAUUGCAUUGGCUGCCAUUUACAUGGCGUGCGUCAUUCAACAGAAAGAUUCCAAGCAGUGGUUUGCCGAUCUGUCUGUUGAUAUGGACAAAGUGCUGGAAAUCACUCAGGAGAUUCUACAGCUGUAUGAACUUUGGAAGAGUUACGAUGAAAGAACUGAAAUAUCAGCUAUUCUGAGUAGAGCACCAAAACCUAAAAUACGACCUACAUCGGCCACACCUGGCCAGACUCCGUCACCUGUGCCGCCAGAAUCUUAAAAUUGAAGUUAUCAUGUUGUAUUUUAAAUGCCGGAAAUAUGCAUCACAAUGUUUCAAAGCUGAACUUCAUAAUAAUAUCAUUGCAAGUUUUCAGUAUGUUCUACUAUAGGCCCUUUGUAGAAGCCUCAUUUAUGGCACUUCUAAGGGUUUUUAAAAUGGCUUUAAAAAUCAAUAAUUCCAUGGAAAAAGUUGCUGGAUGGAUAGCUUUGACAUUCCAACACAAAAACCAUGACCAUUUUAAUUAUUUUAAGACAAGGCUUUGUGACAGGGUUCUACACAGAACCUAUUGUGAGGGUUAAGUUAUUUCUUUUUGUUUGAAUGGCUGGAUUAAAAAUGUAACACCCAGCCCUAUAUACCAGCUACUCUAUUUACUGUCUCUGUUUUGUGCCAACCUUACUUCUUUCUUGUAAUGAUUCCAAUUUUGUAAUUGUGACUGUUGUAUCUUGUGCAUUAGAAAGCAAUGUAAGACCAUGACUGUCUAGGCAACCCUAGCCAUGUAUUAGUCAAGACUGGUAACAGAUCCAGAAAAAUUCAAAUGGACUGGGUGGGAGGGGGGGGAGAAGUGGGGAAUUGAAAUGGGUCCUUUCUUACCUGACAAAGUGGGACCUGGAUACAUGAAACAAAGGUGGGAAAGAGAAUUGUCAGCCCUGUGGGGCUUAUGUUUCAGGACGUGCCUGCCAGUGAUCUUCCCCCAGUGUGUUAACAAUUUAACAGCAUUAGGACAGUUGAUUACACUACUUGCUACGUAGAAACUUCCAUGUCACAUUGCAUGUAGUGUUUCAAAAUAUCUUAAAUAUUCAAGUCAUAGUGUGCUAAAGCUCUGUAUUUCUGUUCUGCUCUUUUCUUUUCUUUGUUUUUUUUUUUUUUUUUGCUGCAUCUAAUAGUCACUUUUCCUGUAUUUCCUUGUUGAAGUUUGUGAAGUUCCCAAUGUUACUAAAAUUUCUAUUCAACAGCUUUUUUUCUGAAAGUAUUUACAUGUAACUGAAUUUAUAUUCUGCUACUUGACAUAAUAUUUUAGACUUAUAUUUUCUAUUUGAUAAUGCUAUCACUCACUUGUGAAAAGUGAAUAUCUUGAGUCUUUUUUCCUUAUUGUAAUUUUACUAUGUCAAGAUUAAAAGAAGAGGAACUUCCA